Messenger RNA from Venustampulla echinocandica, 1260 nucleotides. RefSeq names its product putative Ran GTPase-activating protein 1. Bases 1 to 1260 code for a protein of 419 amino acids. The transcript is spliced from 2 exons. Gene Ontology annotation, molecular function: small GTPase binding; GTPase activator activity. The record is from RefSeq and is a predicted model, not a curated record. NCBI's taxonomy places the organism in Eukaryota, Fungi, Ascomycota, Leotiomycetes, Helotiales, Pleuroascaceae. Gene Ontology annotation, biological process: activation of GTPase activity; nucleocytoplasmic transport. Gene Ontology annotation, cellular component: cytosol; nucleus; perinuclear region of cytoplasm.
AUGGCGACCACUAAAAGUAAGAUAUUUUCCCUGGAAGGGAAGGGGUUGAAGCUUGACACCGCGGCGGACGUCGAGACGCACAUCAAACCACUACGGGAAAUGGAGGAUAUCGAGGAGGUCAGACUGCUUGGGAAUACUCUGGGUGUAGAAGCUUGCAAAGUUCUUGGGGAAGUUCUAGAGACGAAGAAAACUCUCCAGGUUGCAAAUCUAGCAGAUAUAUUCACCGGACGCCUUCUAAAUGAGAUCCCGCAAGCGCUCUCCCAUCUUCUUACUGCCCUUCUUGCGCUGCCAAAACUUCAUACCAUCAAUCUUAACGACAACGCAUUCGGGUUGAAUACUCAAGCUCCCCUGGUUGAGUUCCUCUCGUCGCAUGUUCCUCUCCAACAUCUCAUUCUCAAUAAUAACGGCCUCGGGCCUCACGCUGGUAUUCUAAUCGCCGAUGCGCUCUCUGCGUUGCAUACAAAGAAGGAGGAAGCACGAAAAGAGGGCCGAGAGGUUCCUAAUCUCGAAACAGUUAUCUGUGGGCGCAACCGGCUCGAGAAUGGCAGCAUGGCGGCAUGGGCGAAGGCCUACAGCCUGCAUAAUGGGGUCAAAGAAGUGAAGAUGGUGCAGAAUGGUAUUCGGCAAGAGGGAAUUUCGCAUCUGCUCACUGAUGGCCUGAAGCAUGCAAGGACGAUCAACGUACUGGAUCUUCAGGAUAACACUUUCACAAUACUCGGUGCUAAGGCUCUAGCUAAAGUUGUUCCUAGCUGGAGUGAGAUACGAGAAUUAGGCAUCGGAGAUUCGCUUCUAGGAGCGAAAGGAAGCGUGCUAUUUGCUAGCGCGCUUGGGAAAGGAAAGAACCCGAAGCUUGAAAUCUUGCGCUUGCAGUAUAAUGAUAUUACUGCGAAGGGAUUAGAAGCAUUUUCAAAAUCAGCAAAGGAAGCUCUGCCUGCUCUAAGGAAGAUUGAGCUCAAUGGCAACAAGUUUUCUGAAGGAGACCAGUCAAUCCUCCACCUGAAAGACCUACUCGAGGAACGUAAAGAGAAUUUGGCUGGGGAAAUUGUGAUUGAAGAUGAUUGGGGUAUCGACAGCCUGAGCGACCUCGAAGACGAAAGCGAUGAGGAAUCUGAGGAGGAAGAAGAGGAGGAGGAGGAAGAAGAACUUCGUGAGAGGUUGCUGGAGGAGGCCGAGGAAGCUCAGGAGCAGCCUGUUGUUCAACUACAGGACAAGGAGGUUGAUGACCUUGCGGAUGAACUCAAAAAGAAGGCGGAGAUUUAA